This is a messenger RNA of Closterium sp. Yama58-4, 2157 nucleotides long. Lineage: Eukaryota; Viridiplantae; Streptophyta; Zygnematophyceae; Desmidiales; Closteriaceae. The record is from the annotation of a GenBank genome assembly.
AUGGUGGGCGAUCCCAUAAACGGCAUGGCGGUGGAGUUUGGGUUGGAGGGCAAGGUGCCUGACAACAGCUGGAUGGCGCUGGGCCUGUCUGGUAACCAGUCGCAAGCGGACAUGCACAGCAGCGACAUCGCUGCAACAGGAAUCUUCUCCUCGUCCUCCACCAGCAGCAGCAGCAGCAGCAGCAGUAGCAGCGGCAGCAGCAGCAGCAGCAGCAGUGUUGCUAGUAGCAGCAGUUUUGGUAGCGGUGCUAGCGGCAGUGGUGGGAGUGGGGCGCCUGAUGCGUUUGCAACGGAUUUCUACGUCACGGCGCUGGAGGCGUGUGAGCAGAUCGCAGGAGGAUACGUGGGCGUGUGUCCGGCACCUAAAAAAUCCGCCCUCCCCCGCCCUUCUCUCUCCCCCCCAUCUCCCACCCUCCGCGCUCCUGCUACUACCCCCCAACAGGACGCGUUGCUGGGCUCCUCUCCCUCUCUGAACAACGUCAACCUCACGCUCGCUGCACGCCAAGCAGACGUCUCCUUCGUCCGCUUCCGCCGCUCCCUCGCCCUCUCCACGGAUCCCCUCUUUGACCGCCGAUUCGAUAUAAGCUUCCCCUCUGCAGUCCCCAACAACACCGACCUCUCCCGCCCGCUGCUCUUCAUUUUCGCCACGGGACCGCUUCUCCCGUCCUCCACCCCCUCGCUGCCGCAGCUCCUCCCACACGCCGCCUCUGCUGCGUUCUUUUCCGGUUCCAUUAACAUCACGUUGAAUGCUGCCAAAGCCACCAACUCCUGUGAACCGCUCUGGAAUACACCGGAGCUCAGCUAUCCGCCUCUGCCGCCCGGUUUGCUGCCCUCGCCGCCCGGCGAGCCGUCCAUGUGGGACGACGGGGCAGUGAUUUCUGGCGUAUCUCAGUGCAGCACGACGUUUGAAGGGGAAAACAGGAAAUUUGCCUCGUGUGAGGCGCUACCAGGGGGGUUCUUUUUCAUGUGGACGCUGGGGAAAGAGGAGCUGUCUGGAGCGUUUAUCUCCCAGUCUGUCUCCCCCCAAGGGUAUGCUGCUGUAGGUCUGCUGCUCCCACCGCCGACGCCACUUCUAGAGGCGCUGUUUACCCCGCCCCCUGCGCCGGCGGGGGGGAAUGGGAGCGCGGAGGGAGGGUAUGUGAAGCCGGACUCGUUAGUGGGUGCCUCGAUGCUGGUUGCAGUGAGGGCGGAGGAUGGAAGCGGGGGACUGAAGGUGGAGGAGUAUCAGAUCGUGAAGCAGGAAGCGGGUGGCAGCAGCAGCAACGCCAGUGCCACUGGGAGCACCACCACAGGUACGCUCACCAGCAGCAGCAGCAGCGGCACCAGCGGCACCAGCAGCAGCAGCAGUGACGGUAGCAGUGCUGCCGCAAUUGCACCACAGGAGCCGACAGCCAUGGUUCGAGGCGGCAACCUCUCACUCAUCUCCGCGAAAGCAGAGCUCCAAGCAGGCUCCCUCACGCUGCUAUUCACCAUCAAGCUCCCCCACAGGCAGCGAACCGGCGCAGUGCUCCUCUGGACCAAAGGCAACCAAUACUUUCCUGCCAACGACUCCCUCUCCCCAGACGGACUCAUAGCCAUGGCAAGCGCGCCGAUAGACUUCGGCAAGGAGACUGACGUGGAUCCGAACGCGGCGACGGUGACGACGGCCGGGGUGGUGUAUUCUGCACUGAGUGUGGCCGCGUGGGCGUUUAUGCUGCCGGUGGGGGCGGUUUCGGGGCGGUAUGUGCGGAAGCACAGCCGGUACUGGUUCCCGCUGCACCAGGGGUUUCAGCUGGGGGGGUACUUUCUGACGCUCGCGGCGUUCACGAUUGCCAUGUCGCUGGAGGCGCUGCAUCGGUCCGUGGGGUACUGCGUGCUGCUGGCGCUGCUAUCGACGCUCAUGGUGCUGCAGAUCUCAGCAGUAAUCAUCCGUCCGCCCGAGUCCCACCACCUGCGCGACCACUGGAGGCGAUUCCACAAGGUGGGGAUGGGGAGGAUGGGGAUGUGGGUAAGGAUGGGGAUGUGGGAAAGGAUGGGGAUGGGGGGAGGGAUUUGGAAAGAGGAGGAGUGGAGUGCGGAGGAGGGGAUGGAGAGGAGGGGAGUAAGCUGCGGGACUGGGAGAGGCGAAUGCUGGCAGGGCAUGCAGGGGCUCUACCCAUUGGUGCUGCUGGUGAAUUGA